Molecule: messenger RNA, 2004 nt
Organism: Zymoseptoria tritici IPO323
Lineage: Eukaryota; Fungi; Ascomycota; Dothideomycetes; Mycosphaerellales; Mycosphaerellaceae
Exons: 2
Coding region: 1-2004 (667 amino acids)
Biological process (GO): regulation of DNA-templated transcription
Molecular function (GO): DNA-binding transcription factor activity
Source: RefSeq, a predicted model, not a curated record
AUGGCAUACGCCGACGCCAGAUUCGGCUACCAUCAGCCCCAGUCCGAUUCCGUCUCCGCAUCCGCCCUAGACAACAACAAACGAAUCAACGCUUUUCUCGACGACGACUCUGUGGUGCUCGAUCCCUCGGUGCUGGACUCUGACAUCAUGCAAAGUCCCUCUUCCGCCAACCCGUUCCGCAAGGACUCUCUCGCCAACAGCAAUGGUGUGCUAUCACCCGCCGACUCGCAAGCGGCAUGGGACCAUCCGUAUGGUACUGGCAUGUCUGCUGAACCUACCUCAGCAGGUGUUCCCCUUCCUUAUCAUGAAGACGGAUCUGCCUACCUACAGCAACCGAAUCCCAUCGCGGUAUCGUAUGCUCAUCAGCAUCCACCACCUGCAUCGUGGGCAUUCGAACACGGUUCCGAGCACUGCGUGAGCAAUGGUGCAACAGACUUCAUGCCGCCGCCGCCUCAAUUCGAGGUCCCUCGAUACAGCCGUCACCGGACAGAUAGCGUUCACGCCGGUUACAGUCAGCACCAACCGUCAAUGCCCGCACACUUUAUCGCGGCCCCUCAAGUUCAGACUCCCAUGUCACCGCAUAGUCAUCAGGACUGGAUGGGUAUGGCCGAGCGUGAGAUGGAGAAUCGACCUUCGCACAAACGCAUGCGGCCAGGCAGUCCUGCUCGUACGAUGAUCGACUUCCAACGACGCGAUGGGAUCCGGAAGAAGAACGGGCGCAUCGACAUUCCUCAGGAGAGGAGCAUCGCGAACAUUGAUGAGCUUAUUGAGAAAGAAACAGACGAGGAUCAGCUGAAGGAAUUGAAGCAACAGAAACGCCUGCUGAGGAAUCGUGAGGCUGCACUAGCAUCCCGACAGCGGAAGAAGAAGCACACGGAAGACUUGGAGGUCAAGGAGAAAAGCUACACUCAGCAGAUUUCUUCUCUUCGAGCGCAAGUGGACGAGCUCACCCGUGAGCGCGAGCACCGGGCACGAGACCAGCAAGCUACGCAUCAGAGACUGCAGGAGGCUUUGCGGGCUAUCGAUACGAUGCAGGAUGAACGACGAGAGCUCAUCAAGAUGCACAACGAGGAUACCUCCAGUCUGAGACGAAAGGUGGAACUUUUGUCCGAGCAGCUUCAAGCCGGACCUGCUCCAGCAAUGCAAGCACAGCUCAGUAGCACACUUUCCGACUUCAAUCUUGAGAUGGAAGGUCUGCACAUGGGAGUGGGCGAUCAGUACGACUGGACAGAGUGCUUUCAAGCACCGGACGAAUUCUGGCUCGACAAAUCGGAACCGAUCAAGCAAACACCUGCGCUUGAGAAGAAGCUCUCACCCGCCGCCAACAAUCAAGUCUCGGCAAAGCAAACAACAGAAGGCAAGAGCGACCCACCGAUUGCCUCGGGUCUGUUGUUCAUGCUAUUACUCUGCGGUGCUUUUGUCGCAUCCAAGCCCUCCAAUUCACAGGCUUCCGAUCUGCCCAACAUGCCAGCAGAUGUUCGCGCUGCCGCACCUGCUGUCCUCAGCACAUUGCUUUCUGAGUCCAAUGCGCUGUCCGAGCAGACCCACAGCCAGACAAUGGCCAGCUUGAGCCAGGAACCACUACCUUCUGGAAUUCCUCAACCCAACAACGGUGGCCGCAACAGGAUGGAUCGUGUUCACCGCAGAAUCACUGCGCCAACGAAGCAGCAGGAGCUGGACCAAGCUUUCUCCCUAACGACAAGCCAGUAUGCCUCGAUGACCAACGCCGACUUCCAAAUCUACGAUCAGCAAUCAACAGCCGGACAAGAUGGUGCUGCGCCACCAUCGCGACGCAACCUCGCGGAAGCUCUCGCCAGCAUGGAGGCAGAGCACGCUCGGAACAGCAAGUCGGAAGUGUACACUCGCAGCUUACUGUGGGAUCAAAUUCCCGCCGACGUCGUCCGGCAAUUCAAACAAAUCGUACACGACCACAACGAAAUCGAAGUCCGCCAACGACAGCAGCAUCGACCAAGUCACGACUUCACGUACAAAAGCGAACCAUGA